UCUCUUAUUUUUCAUUGUUUAUACUAUAUAUAUAUUUUUUAUUGAAAAGUACUUUUCUAACAUUUAAAAUACUUAGUUGGGCUCACGUGUAACUCCCCCCUAAAUAAUAUAAAAGCUAUUGUCAUUGUUGGGUUUUUGCGCUACUGCAGGGAACAGUGAUAUUAAAAACCCUACCCAUUGUCAUUAAUCCCACUUUCAAAUUCUUCAAAAAUUUAAAUUCAUAUCAAAGACGCUCCCCUCUUUCCUCUCCCCUCCUUAAAACACAAGCUUCAAUACUCGUAUUUACAUUACCACUUCCCCCCCUCCCAUGAAACCGCAGUAUGCCGAACGUCUACCGGUCCCACAGCGUACAGUGCUAUCAGUAGAAUACCCGGGUUUUGUCAAAGAUACUGAAAAGGCCAUUCAGUCAAUCGGCGGUCGCGAAAAGCUCGCACGCGAUGUCGCCGAAGACGUCGGAGCGCAAAUUGAACUACGCUACCGCUACAACGACCCAACAUCGCACCCGAUCAGUGGCGAAAUAGUUGCCACAGAAAACCUACUAAUCAAAGUAACCAGGCACAUCAAAAAGGUUAAAGGCCGACCACUAGAUGGUACUGAAAAAUCCAUCCAGACUUCGGCGCAGAUCAUCGGGAUUAUUGAGAAAACCGCCCGGUUUCGGAAAUUGGCUGAUUUUCAAUAUGUUAUGCCGAGGAAUGAUCCGUUGACUACCUUGACGCGCGUACUUCAGGGGAUGGAUCUGGAGGAGGCUAAGACUCUAGGGAGAAGCGAUACUUUUGAGGGCAAUCUGGAUGUCAGCAGUGCAUAUAUUCCGGCACCAUUCCUUGACCGCGCAGGAUGGCCGGCACAAUUCCCAUUAAAGGCCGCAAGCGAAGCCCAGCAGCCCCUGCAGGAGGACGAAGCAAAGGAGACAGAGAAUGAUAAUAAAAAGGCUGCGGUUGCGCGCUAUAAACUGGCAUUCCACGGAAUUACAAUCAAAUUCAACGCACCAAAUGUCCCUACGGAGCCCAGCCCGGAGGCCCUGGAGGAUCAGGCGUUUAUUCCGCAAAGAACCUUGGACAAGGCCAGGAGAAUUAUAGAGGAAAACCCAGUUGUCGGCCGUAAUGUCAUGGAAAUCCUGCUGCCUAUUUCGGAGCGCGGCGGAAUCAAAGUCAGUAUUAUCAUGUCCACUAUGGCAUAUAUUAUGGAAACCGGACCGUGGCGCAGCUGCUGGAUUAGAUUCGGCUACGACCCGCGCACAGACAAGGAAUCCUACAAGUACCAGAUCCUGGACCAACGCCGCGUGCACACAGCAAUAUCUGGCGGCCGCCCCCGCACCGGCCGCCCGCGCGGUGCCCCCCAAGCACAGAGCGAACCCGGAUCACGCAACGCCGUCCAAGCGCAGAAAUACAUCUUUGACGAAGAAACUGCACGCGAAGGCGUUUCCGGAAUGUUCCAGUUCCGUCAUAUAGAACUGCCAAUGAUAAGGCAACUCAUAGAGUAUCCUGCCGGUCGGCGAAAGAGACCGUGCGAAAAAUCCGGCUGGCUGCAGCCCUCAGUGCUCAAUACGAUUCGCGUAAAGAUUCGUAUACUCCGCAGGUUUUUCGAAGAGGGACUUGCUGAGUAUCCAAAGGAACUCCAGUCUGUGGAUUAUUCUGAGUUGGAUAAACAGAUAGAGAUGGAUCGUCAGGCGGAGGAUGCUGUUUUUGCUACGGAGCUGAUGUUGAGGGAACGGGAGGAGAGCUCGCUACGUGGCCAGGCGACACAGGAUACUCGCGACCGCGUCAAUGCUCGUGUGGACGAGUUUAUGAAAGAGCUUGGAACCCAGAACCACCCGGGUGCUGCUGACGCAAUAGCCGACGUGUAUGACUCUGAUAUGGCCGAGUUUGAUAUUUACGGCGAGGAGAGCGAUGACAUGGAUAGCGACACCGGGGGAUUCGGAAUAUGAGGUGUGUGUGUGUUUGAGUGAAUCCAGCAUAAGCAUAGAGGUUUGAGCAAAGAUUCCUAAAAAACAGGUUUUUUUAAAUAAAAAAUAUUAUUGU
This is a messenger RNA of Kickxella alabastrina, 2018 nucleotides long. RefSeq names its product RNA polymerase III transcription factor IIIC subunit-domain-containing protein. The record is from RefSeq and is a predicted model, not a curated record. The transcript has a single exon. Bases 308 to 1924 code for a protein of 538 amino acids. Gene Ontology annotation, cellular component: transcription factor TFIIIC complex. Lineage: Eukaryota; Fungi; Kickxellomycota; Kickxellomycetes; Kickxellales; Kickxellaceae. Gene Ontology annotation, biological process: transcription initiation at RNA polymerase III promoter.